AUGCUAUUCAUAAAAGCGAAGGAACAUCUCAUGGUAGCCCCGCCAUUUUUGCAUACCAAAGCAGAUAUCAUCCUUCGAUCAUCUGAUGGCGCUGAUUUUCGCGUGAUCACGCUCUUUCUGAAUCUCGCUUCCUCGUCCUUUGACUCGAUCAUCGAGCAAGCGGCACGAUCAGGCCAGAUCGAAGGUCAUCUGCCUAUCAUAUCCGUGGAAGAAAACCACAGAGUCCUUGAUAUCUGGCUCAGAUUCUGUUACCCGUCUACUCUUGCGGAGGAUCCUCCUCUGGAUGAACUUGAAGAUAUCAUACCUGUCCUUGAGGCAGCCAGGAAAUAUUCUUUGAAAUCGCUUGAGCAUAAAGUUCGCCAAGCGCUUAUUAGCCGUACGGAGAAAGAGCCUUUGAAAUGCUUUGCGCUUGCAAUGCGUGCCCAGUUAGACACCGAAGCUACGCUCGCUGCAAAAGAUAAUCUCCGUCAAUCUCUCAUUCCUGCAAGAAUUCCAGAAAUCAACCUCAUCACAGCAAAGGAACUGCUCGCACUACUUACCUAUCAUCAAAGGUGUGGCAUAUCGGUCCAAUCCUUGGGCAAGGAUUUAUCCUGGAUUACCCAUUACUACUACAAUACGCCAAACGCAAGCUACCAAUGGAUCAUCAGCGGCGCCUGUAGCUGCGAGUCCGGCAGUCAAUUCUUGCUCAAUCUUCAACGACCAGUGAAAUGGUGGAGUGAUUACAUGGAAAAAAGUCUGACGUCCUUGCGCGACAAGCCAUCUGGCCACACGGUCCUUCUAGAGGUUGAUGACGCAAUCCGGGGCGUUCGAGCUGCUGGCUGCUCGCAUUGCUGUUCAAAUAUCCUGGUUAAUAUGACAGAAUUCGCUAUGUUGUUUAGUAGGAUGGUUGAUGCUUUGACGGCAAAGGUUGAUCUCGACACGGAGUUGGUUGGGCCCUUCGUCCCGGCUACCUUGUCCUUUGCCCCGGUUACCCCAGAAACGCAGCGGCAGAAGGCUGGCGGGAAGAAGAAGAAGGGAAAAAAGUGA
Molecule: messenger RNA, 1026 nt
Organism: Suillus clintonianus
Lineage: Eukaryota; Fungi; Basidiomycota; Agaricomycetes; Boletales; Suillaceae
Exons: 2
Coding region: 1-1026 (341 amino acids)
Molecular function (GO): protein binding
Source: RefSeq, a predicted model, not a curated record